Messenger RNA from Cololabis saira (Pacific saury), 2374 nucleotides. RefSeq names its product E3 ubiquitin-protein ligase TRIM39-like. The coding region runs from base 268 to 2160 and encodes 630 amino acids. NCBI's taxonomy places the organism in Eukaryota, Metazoa, Chordata, Actinopteri, Beloniformes, Belonidae. The record is from RefSeq and is a predicted model, not a curated record. Gene Ontology annotation, molecular function: protein binding; zinc ion binding. The transcript has 13 exons.
UGAGAAUCUGCUGCAGCUGCUGAUUAUCUGACUCUCUGGACCGGGUUGAGAGGAAAUUUGGACCUGCUGGACUCUGCUGGACCAGGACCAGGACCAGAACCAGAACCAGGACCAGAACCAGGACCAGGACCAGAACCAGAACCAGGACCAGAACCAGGACCAGGACCAGAACCAGGACCAGAACCAGAACCAGAACCAGAACCAGAACCAGAACCAGAACCAGAACCAGGUCCAGGACCAGGACCAGGACCAGGUUUCAGCAUCAUCAUGGCGGAGGCCCCCGCGGCCCCUGCGGCCCCCGCGGCCCCCGUGGCCCCCGCGGCCCCGGAUCUGUUCUCGGCCCCGGAUCUUUUCUCUGAGCAGGAACUGACCUGCUCCAUCUGCCUGGAUCUGUUCAGUGACCCGGUUUCUACGCCCUGCGGACACAAUUUCUGCCAGGCCUGCAUCGGUGGCUACUGGGCGUCCAGCUCCGUGUGCACUUGUCCGCUCUGCAAACACGGCUUUGACGAGCGGCCGCAGCUCAGCAUCAACAAGGUGUUUGCGCUCAUCGCCGACAAGUACAAGCUGUCGCGCUACGGCGCCGACGCCGCCACGGGGGGCCCGGCGUGGCCCGACCCCACAGCCGGGGGCCCCAGCACCGGCGCGGGGCCCCCGGCGGGGCCCGACGGGCCCCCCCCGGAGGACACGGUGUGGUGCGACGUCUGCACCGGCGUGAAGCGGCCGGCCCAGAGCUCCUGCCUCACCUGCACCGCCUCCUACUGCUCCGAGCACCUGCAGCCGCACAACUCCUCCCCCUUCUACGCCAAACACCCGCUGAUGGAGCCGGGGGAGGCCCUGAGGGGCCGCACCUGCAGCACGCACCGCCGCCUCAUGGAGGUUUACUGCAGGACGUGUCAGCGCUGCAUCUGUGCCAUCUGCGUCCUGGAGGAACAUCGGACCCACAGAACCGUCUCCGUGCAGACGGAGCGGCUCAGCAAGCAGAAACAGGUAGCGAAGACGGAGCAGGACGUUCUGAACCAAAUCAGGGAGAAGGAGCUUCGUCUGGGAGACUUGAAGACCAAGAUGGCCGCCGCAGAGAGCCACGCCCAGCGGGAGCAGGGCGACGUGGAGCAGCUGCUGGACCAGGUCCAGGCCUCGCUGGACCAGAUCCGGUCCCAGGUGUUGGACCGGGUCCAGAACCAGCUGGAGGCCGUGAUGUCAAAGGGGGUGGGGCUUGUGAGCCGCCUGGAGGCGGAGCUUAGCCGGCUGUCGGAGCGGCGCGCCGCGCUGGAGGAGACGGCCAUCAGCCAGGACCACAUCCACUUCCUGCAGGGGUUCGAGGAGGCCACGGCCCCCCUGGAGGAGGGGGGGCAGCAGGACCCUGGGGACGAGGAGGACGAGGACUUCCACCUCCACCUGCACCUGGAGGAGGUGAAGAUCGGCCUGGCGGAGGUGAAGGACAAGAUGGAGGACGUCCAGACCGGAGAGGCCCGGCCCCGGGGCUCCUCCAGGGGGUCCCGGGGGUCCCGGGGGUCCUUUUCCGGGGACCUGAUGGCGUCGCAGGCGGAGAGUCUGAGGGGCAGCGUGGUCAGUCUGAGGAAGAGCCACUGGUCCCUGAGAGAUGGGAAGAGGAUCAAGACGAUCUCAGGACACAAGAAGGCCCGGGUCUACAUGGAGGACGUGGUCCUGAACCCGGUGUCGGCGUACCCGUUCCUGGUUCUGUCGGAGGACCGGAAGCAGGUGAAACGAGGAGAGAAGCUGCAGAUCUUCAGGACCAGCCCGCAGAGGUUCGACGUCUGGUCCUGCGUCACCAUGAAGGAGGGGUUCAGCACCGGGAGACACUACUGGGAGGUGCUCGUGGGCGACAACAAGGACUGGAAAGUGGGCGUGGUCAGCGAAUCAGCUCCCAGGAAGGGCCUGUUCGACAUGUGUCCCGCUAACGGCUACUACGCUAUCUGGUGGAGCGGCAGCCAGCUGAGGGCGCUGACGGCCCCGCCCCUCACCAAGGUCAAAGGUCACCCCAAGCAGGUGGGCGUGUUCCUGGACGUGGAGGAGCGUCAGGUUUCCUUUUACAACGUCAAGUCCGGCUCAGAGAUCUGGAGCUUCAGCGGAUCCUUCAGCGACAAGAUGUUCCCUCUGCUGGGGACGGGGGACAAGGAGGUCCCGCUGGUGCUGGUCUGAGGGUCCUGGACCAGGACGUGGUCCUGGACCUGGACCAGGUCUGAGGGUCCAGACCUGGACCUGGUCCUGGGACACGGGACUGACAGCAGAACCUGAAUCUCCAGUUUCCCUCGUUCCCCAGCCUUCUCUUUUCUGUGUUUUCUGCUUUGAAUGAUGUUAAAAGUGUUUUAAAAUGUCAAAAUCAAAAUAACGAAAUAAAAAUGUUGGUAUUAAA